GGCAAGGGGGCCGGCCCCACGACUUCCGGCGCCGGCCGUGAGGAGUCUCAGCAGCAGUGGUGUCCAGUCGCUAGGAUGGCGGUGGGCUAUGCGGUCUUAGUCCCGAGGGAAAACGGCCGUCAGACGCUUCCACCGUCCCCCGGACUUUCUCCCCUGUCGCGGGGAGCGGGGGAACUCGGACCGUCGGUUCUGUCUACGUUUUCCGCUCCCCCUAGUCACAGAGACGUGGGGCGCCACCGUCCUAGCCCCGCCGCCCUGUCCGCGAGCGUCUGCUAGAGCGUCUCCUCGCCGUUUCCAGCAGCCCGGCGCGGGAAGGAAGGGGGCGCUGCGACACCGCGCUGAGGCAGCUCGCAAGUUUGGGUGGCUCGUCGCGCCGGAAGUGUGUCGGCGACCGGGGCCGGAAGUUGGGGGCGGGGCCAGGAAGUGAGGAGGGGCGGGGGUUUAUGAGCAGGCCAAGGGAUCGUUGGGGGCGGAUUCGCACUCAGGGCCUUGAGAGGAGCUGGGUGCUAACGGCCGGCGCUGCCCCCUCCGUUUGCGGAGGCCCGGUCGUCCUCGGGGAGCGGGCGGCUCGGAAAGGGUGGGUGGCCGGCGGGACACAGCUGGCUGCGCUUGCGGCAAGGUGUGGAGUGGCAGGGCUGGGGGUGGGGCCGGGUCGUUGGGGCGCCUGAGAGGGAAGCCCCCCGCCCCCGCCCCCCCCCAACGCCCAGCUAGACUGGCUCACCGGACACUAAGAUGGCUGCCGUUGCCAUGGCACCCAACCCCGUGCAGACCCUUCAGGAGGAGGCGGUGUGCGCCAUCUGCCUCGACUACUUCACGGACCCCGUGUCCAUCGGCUGCGGGCACAACUUCUGCCGGGUGUGUGUGACCCAGCUGUGGGGCGGUGAGGACGAGGAGGACCGGGAAGAGCUAGACCGUGAGGAAGAGGAGGAGGAAGGAGAAGAGGAGGAAGUGGAGGCGGUGGGCGCCGGCGGAGGCUGGGAGACCCCCAUGCGGGAUGAAGACUACGAGGGCGACAUGGAGGAGGAGGCGGAGGAGGAAGAGGAGGGUGUGUUCUGGACUAGCGGCAUGGGAAGCUCCACCUGGGAUAACAUGGACUACGUGUGGGAGGAGGAGGACGAGGAGGAAGACCUGGACUACUACUUGGGGGACAUGGAAGAAGACAUGAGGCCCGAGGAGGAGGAGGAGGACGAGGAGGAGGUGUUGGAGGAGGAGGAGGAAGAGGAGGAGGAGGAGGAGUUGGAUCCAGUCACCCCGCUGCCCCCACCUCCCGCCCCGCGCAGGUGCUUCACCUGCCCCCAGUGCCGCAAGAGCUUCCCCAGGCGGAGCUUCCGCCCCAACCUGCAGCUCGCCAACAUGGUGCAGGUGAUUCGCCAGAUGCACCCGACCCCUGGCCGGGGAAGCCGUGCGAAUGAGCAGGGCAUUUGCCCCAAACACCAAGAAGCCCUGAAGCUCUUCUGCGAGGUGGAUGAAGAGGCCAUCUGUGUCGUGUGUCGAGAGUCCAGGAGCCACAAACAGCACAGCGUGGUGCCCUUGGAGGAGGUGGUGCAGGAAUACAAGGCCAAACUGCAGGGGCACGUGGAACCUCUAAAGAAGCACCUGGAGGUUAUACAGAAGAUAAAGGCCAAGGAGGAGAGGCGGGUGACAGAGCUAAAGAACCAGAUGAAGUCAGAACUGGCAGCUGUGGCCUCAGAGUUCGGGCGGCUGACACGGUUUCUUGCUGAAGAGCAGGCGGGGCUGGAGAGGCGCCUUCGAGAGAUACACGAAGUCCAGUUGGGUCGAGCGGGAGCCGCAGCCAGCCGCCUGGCCGAGCAGGCUGCCCAGCUGAGCCGCCUGUUGGCUGAGGCCCAGGAGCGGAGCCAGCAGGGGGGCCUGCGGCUGCUCCAGGACAUCAAGGAGACUUUCAAUAGGUGUGAAGAAAUACAGCUGCAGCCCCCAGAAGUCUGGUCCCCUGACCCGUGUCAACCCCAUAGCCAUGACUUCCUGACAGAUGCCAUCGUGAGGAAAAUGAGCCGGAUGUUCUGUCAGGCUGCCAGAGUGGACCUGACGCUGGACCCUGACACGGCUCACCCGGCCCUGCUGCUGUCCCCUGAUCGGCGGGGGGUCCGCCUGGCAGAGCGUCGGCAGGAGGUUGCUGACCAUCCCAAACGCUUCUCGGCCGACUGCUGUGUACUGGGGGCCCAGGGCUUCCGCUCUGGCCGGCACUACUGGGAGGUAGAGGUGGGUGGACGGCGGGGCUGGGCGGUGGGUGCUGCCCGUGAAUCCACCCAUAAGGAGAAGGUGGGCCCUGGGGGAGUUGCUGUGGGCAGCGGGGAUGCCAGCUCCUCACGCCAUCAUCAUCGUCGCCGCCGGCUACACCUGCCCCAGCAACCCCUGCUUCAGCGUGAAGUCUGGUGCGUGGGCACUAAUGGCAAACGGUACCAGGCACAGAGCUCAACGGAGCAGACACUGCUGAGCCCGAGCGAGAAACCUCGGCGCUUUGGCGUCUAUUUGGACUACGAGGCCGGCCGCCUGGGUUUCUACAACGCCGAGACUCUGGCUCACGUGCACACUUUUUCCGCUGCCUUCCUUGGCGAGCGUGUCUUCCCUUUCUUCCGGGUGCUUUCUAAGGGCACCCGGAUCAAGCUUUGCCCUUGAUUAGCCUACCACCCGCAGGGGCCCCUCUAGUCAGCACUUGGGGGGUGGGUGGUAGUGGAGGGUGGCCCGUUAAGUUUGGGGGCUGAACAGCUCCUGUUUGUAACUGCAUUGCUUCCUGCUCCCUCGAUCCAAGCACUUGCUUCUCCCUCUAGGAGUCUAAAGAACCCUUCUAGCCUCCAGCUCAGCCCUCUCACCUCCUAUGUCCAUCAGGUCUGCAUGGAGCCCCAAGAACAGCUGCCUGCUCUUCCCUUCCUUGUCCAUCCAGGGACCUGAGUAAGGGAUGAGGGGAGGUAUUUUCUGUUUUUUUCCUAAGCCUUGCUCUCUAACCUUCUAGCUACUGCUGGGAGAUCUGGGUAGAGUCCAUGACGACUCCCAUUCCAGCUGUUUUCUGGUGCAAAACUCAACUAGUUAAGAGACCUGGAAACAUUUUUGGGGAAAGCAGGCUGGGCUAAUAAUUAAAUGUCUACUCUGGGAGAAGGAGGCAUUCUAAACUUUCCUUCCAUCCCUAAUUUCUACCUCCAUAGACCACCCAGAAUUUAGCUUCUGAUGUCUGGAAUGGGUCACCAUCACAGUACCACUGUUCUCACCCAAUAAAUUAUUCCCCCCCCCAUCUUUCUUUCCAGCACUCAAUCUGGGAGCAAAGCUUAUCCCACCCUCUACCCUGUUCAGUGGAGCUCCUUUUGUCAGUUAACUGCCUCCAUGUUGUUUGUUCUUUAUUUGGUGUGCCCUCACACAGGGAGCUUGGAACAGAGGUGCAUAUUCCUGGGAGGACAGCCUUGGGUAUAAUCUAUUUUUCUAAUAACUUCUUGCCUUCUGUCACUUAAUGGCUUUUUACCCUCUGCUUUGGUGGCUGAGGUUGACUUCAUGUUCCUGGGGGAAAAAGGGGCUGUGUUGUGGAAAUAAAGUUUAUUUGCUUCUU
This is a messenger RNA of Erinaceus europaeus (western European hedgehog), 3553 nucleotides long. RefSeq names its product tripartite motif containing 41 (gene TRIM41). The record is from RefSeq and is a predicted model, not a curated record. The transcript has 6 exons. Gene Ontology annotation, cellular component: nuclear body. The coding region runs from base 733 to 2634 and encodes 633 amino acids. Gene Ontology annotation, molecular function: protein binding; zinc ion binding. Lineage: Eukaryota; Metazoa; Chordata; Mammalia; Eulipotyphla; Erinaceidae.